Aspergillus wentii DTO 134E9 is the source of this 544-nucleotide messenger RNA. RefSeq lists its product as uncharacterized. Lineage: Eukaryota; Fungi; Ascomycota; Eurotiomycetes; Eurotiales; Aspergillaceae. The coding region runs from base 1 to 252 and encodes 83 amino acids. The transcript has 3 exons. The record is from RefSeq and is a predicted model, not a curated record.
AUGUCUCUAUCCAUUGAUUCCAUUCUACAACUGAUUAGUAUAUUCCUAACAGUGCCCCAAACAUUGCAUGCCAUAUGGGAGUUGAUGGCGCGCUGGGUUCGGCGACUUACCAGAAGAGAGGAGAAUUUACUGCCUAUCUCGCGCCCUCAACUUCCUAAUGCGGAACGCACCACCAACAUUCAUUUCUCUUACAUGGUCUUCGUCGCUGUGGUGGCUGCUCCAAUAAUUCCAUCUCGCCGUCGUGAUGGUUAGACCUGUCCAUUCCUCGAACACUUCUAUCAAAAGUCAAGCUUUUGAUCGAGUUGGUUUUUCAGCGUGCAUUGGACUUUGGGAUAUUUAUGAUAGCAAUGGUUUAGGUUAUAUAUGAUGGCAUUGGACAUGGGCAUGGACAUGAUUAAGGUAUUGGAUACAUUCGGCUUAAAGCAUGGUGUUUGGGAAAAAGCAAAGAGUAUACACCUGCAUUGGACAUAGGUUACACUUACAUGUAUGAUAUAAGAUAGCAUGGCGUUUUAUUAUUCACCAAAUAGUACUAUUGACAAUUUGU